This is a messenger RNA of Loa loa (African eye worm), 2169 nucleotides long. RefSeq names its product kinase. Gene Ontology annotation, biological process: peptidyl-serine phosphorylation; autophagosome organization; autophagy. Lineage: Eukaryota; Metazoa; Nematoda; Chromadorea; Rhabditida; Onchocercidae. The record is from RefSeq and is a predicted model, not a curated record. The coding region runs from base 532 to 1683 and encodes 383 amino acids. The transcript is spliced from 8 exons. Gene Ontology annotation, molecular function: ATP binding; protein serine/threonine kinase activity. Gene Ontology annotation, cellular component: cytoplasm; autophagosome.
AGUUUCAGAUGUUUUAACCAUAAAAAGCUUAACAUUAUUGCUGAAUUAUGCCAAAUGGUAGUAAUCAGUUGUGCAACAUUCCAAGCACCAUUGCUGGAUGCAGUAUUUGUGAGAGAGUUGGAAGUGGUACAUUCUCUUCCGUUUUCAAAGCGGUAUCUGCGUCUCCUGACAAUAAUGGUGUGCGCACCACUGUAGCAGUUAAAGUUAUGAGUAUGCAGGCUGCAAAUGCUUCAAAACUCAGCUCUGAUUGUGUCGUUUCGGAAAUAAGGAUCUUAAAAAAUUUAAAACACAGGCAUUCCUUCAUAUUUUUGGUUCAGAUUGAAAAGACUAAUCCAAAGAGAUAAUAGUUUUCCCCCAUUUCUGUUGAAGAAAAGUGAAAUUGUGAGGGUCCAAGGUAGCAAAAAAAGUUGAAUUUACUGUUGAAUAAUGUAUGAAGCAAAACGUUUAGAGAUUCCGAAAUGUUUAUAAAUAUUCAGAAAUAUAGUUCGUUUGUAUGAUUUUCAAUGGGAUCGGAACAAUAUAUAUCUCAUUAUGGAAUACUGUGGUGGUGGCGAUUUGGGUUCGUUCAUCAAACAUUAUGGUUCAGUGCCAGAAGCUGUCACGCGUCGUUUUUUUCGUCAAUUAGCCUCGGCAAUCCAGUAUAUGCGAGCAAUGAAUGUAGCGCAUAUGGACUUGAAACCACAAAAUAUUUUACUUACUAACCAACACAAGCCUUGUGUCAAAGUAUCGGACUUUGGUCUUUCGCAGUACUUGAAGAAGAAUGAACAGGCGUCAUCAUUUCGGGGUUCGCCUCUUUACAUGGCACCUGAAAUUUUUUGCCGAGAACCAUAUGACAGUCGUGUCGACUUGUGGUCAUGCGGUGUUAUUCUGUAUGAAUGUUUAUAUGGCAUACCGCCAUUUACUGCUCACACAUACAGCGAACUCGUGGUACAAAUUUUGUCACAACAGUCCAUAAAUUACCCGACGAAUGUGCACCUCUCGUCUGUUUGUCUUAAUCUUUUACAAGCUCUGCUCGUUCGUAAUCCUCAUGAACGCAUUACGUUUGAACGGCUUUUCACGCAUCCGUUUGUGGAUCUCACGAAAUUGUCUUCAUCCGCUGAGCUGGAUAAAGCUAACAGUUAUGUUAUGAAGUCGCAGCAAGCUGAAUCUGAAGAUAAUCUAGUUGAAGCGAUAAAAUUAUUAUCAAAUGCCGUGCAAACCUACAUUCGUUGUUUGGAAUUAUUCGAUGAGGGUGAAGAGAAAGUGAAAUUUCGCGAAAAAAUUAAAGCAUACCUAGAACAUGCUGAAAACAUGAAGGAACGUCUGCGGCCUGUUAUUAUGGAACUCCCUUUAUCGCAAUCACUUGAUCAGGUAGAAUGGGAUGAUUGGCCUCAGGUCCGUGCUGCUGAGUUAGUAGCACACACGGCAUAUGAUUUGGAGCGUCAGGAACAGUGGAAUGCCGCAUUAUCGAAGUAUACACUAGCAAUUGAAAGUGCAAUGCAUGUUUUAAGCAAUGAAAAUCGUGGAACAGAACGUUCCAUCAAAUUACAACGUAAAGUUUCCAGCUGGUUAUCUGCAGCGGAACGAAUAAAAAAAUAUGUGGAUGUUAUGAAUGACGAUUACGAAAUUUCGAUGAACAGUACUGAUGAAGCCGACAAACAGCUCCACCAAAUUACUGCAAACAAGCAGUGUAUAAUCUCAUAAAGUGUAUGUGAAUAUAAUCUUUGUUUAUAUUUGAACUCUGUGAUAAUCUAAAGAUUUACAAAUAUUCGAAUGAAACGCAUCUGAUUUAUUUUCUCAUUUCCUUAUUAUUACUGCAUGUACACUUAAGCAUACUACUCUGAAUUAUUUCGAAAUGCCAUAAACAUUGCUAUUCUAUAGUCCGAUGGAGAUGCUAUAAACGUUCUAUAGUCCGAUGGAGCUACGCUUAUGAUGAAUUCGAUUUCGAUUUUUUCAGCAUGAUAAUUAAGAUUUUUAGUGCAGUACGUGAUAAUUAUUGAAAAUUUGUCUACAUAAGAACUAUCUAAAAGUAGGAAAUGUCUAUUCUAUGACAAUAUAAUGUUCGAACUUUCCGCGCUUUAAAUGUUAGUAAUCCCCGUCAUAAGAGGACCAUACUGUUCGCUUCAACUUCGAGUUUAAACAUUUUUUAGUAGUUAUAGUAUUUCGGAUGAAUAAAUAAUUUAUUUUCGC